Kwoniella botswanensis is the source of this 966-nucleotide messenger RNA. RefSeq lists its product as uncharacterized. NCBI's taxonomy places the organism in Eukaryota, Fungi, Basidiomycota, Tremellomycetes, Tremellales, Cryptococcaceae. Bases 1 to 966 code for a protein of 321 amino acids. Gene Ontology annotation, cellular component: plasma membrane. The transcript is spliced from 4 exons. The record is from RefSeq and is a predicted model, not a curated record.
AUGGCCAAGCUAAAUUUCAACCCACUAUGCCACACUCUCUCAAUCAUAUUGACCUUCUCAUCGUUCGUCUUAUUGAUGGCAGUCGUAUUUAACAAUGCACCCCUGGAUCAUGAACACUCCACAUUGGAAGGUCAGAUGAACUCUAGGUUCUGGUUAUUGGUAGUUAAUCAGAGUAUUGAUGCAUCGACGGUCACUUUUGAUCGUCGUACGAACACUGAUAGUAAACGACAAUCCGAUCUCACACAACUAGAUUAUAAUCUGAGAAGAUCGACGAUUGAUGAGCCAGAAGAGACAUCCGUACUUGUGAAUUCAGCGAGAAACGAAGAUGAUGCUGUUCAUGAUCAAAUUGAUAAAAGGGGAGGAGGCUUACAUGCAUAUGGGUUUGGGGUUUGGGGAUGGUGUGAAUGGUCAAAUGCGGACUGGACAGGGAACGCUAAAUGUACGAAAAAAGUAUUUUGGUCAUUGCCUAAAUGUGCGGUACCUUCUUGGGAUAGUAUUGACCAAAUCAUGAGGGGUUUACCAGAAGCGAUUACCAAGGCUACUUCAAUUACAAGUUUCUUCCUACUUUUCGCUCCCUUCCUAGUUCUCUCCUUCCUAAUCCUCCUUCUCUCCACUAUCCGCUUCGAGAAGCCCUAUCCGCCCUGGCCCGUCCCUCCCAAAUCACAAUGGCCAAAAGGCAAAGAUAUGCCUUCGAAACGAACAAGAAUAGCUUGGAUCUUGAGGGACUGGCGCACCCACCUCAUCUACUUUAUAUUGAUGUUGGUCUUUUGUCUACCCACGAUCGUCACUGUGUUAGUUGGGAAAAGCGAGGUGAAUGCGAAUGGAAGGCUCAAAGCUGAUACAGGUUAUGGAUUCAUCUUCUUAUGGGUAGCAUGGGUAUUCCUGAUGUUCUCCCAGGCACUGUGCAUGUUCAAAUAUGGUUUGGUAUAUAAGAGAAAAGAAAGGAGUAAGCAGUCGACUGGAUAA